Messenger RNA from Aegilops tauschii subsp. strangulata, 550 nucleotides. RefSeq lists its product as uncharacterized. The record is from RefSeq and is a predicted model, not a curated record. NCBI's taxonomy places the organism in Eukaryota, Viridiplantae, Streptophyta, Magnoliopsida, Poales, Poaceae.
UGGGGCCGGGGCCACUGUCAUUGUAACAAUCAAAGGGCAAAUCAUCCAACCCCUUGUAAAGUGGGGUAAAUCAUCCAAUCCCCCGAGCUUCCAGCGUCCCGUGAUGGGGGCACAAGACGAGGGUAGCCGGCGGCCGCCGCCGCCAGAGCCCACCCCUCGCCAGCCCGCCGCAACCGCGGGCACGGCGCCGCCGCCCAUCACCCCAGCCCAGUUCCUCUCCUGGAAGCAGCGGAAGGAUGCAGAAGAAGCUGCAGAGAAAGCUGAAGCAGCUCAGAAGCGAGCCGCGGAUAUAGCUUCAGGUGCAGUGCAAAUGAAUGGCCGAGAGCUGUUCAAGCAUGAACCCUGGGUGUUUGACAACAACAUUUACUGAGACGACCAAAUCCUGCAGAAACACAGAGCAUGCGUGUAUGCCAUGUUCACUCUCAGAAUCCCACACCAUAAGAGUUUGUACAAGCCGUUUGAGCUCUGUUUUAUGGAACCCGUACAUUGUUUUGCUACUGAUAAAUGGGAACAACGACAGUUCUCUACAAUAUUUUUUUCGUACUUUUCA